GCGCUUGGGACUCUCUAGCCUGCGGCGCCGCGUGAUUCGCGUAUCGUUGACGAAAGAAAUAGCCCCUUUGUUUGCUCGUGGAGACACUAGAGGCAAAAUCCAGCAUUAUGAUCCAACGUUCCUACCGUGUGGACCUGAACGACAUUGCACGCUCAACGCCCAUGUGCCUUGCAUUGCAGCGCCGUUUACACCUCGCAUCCUAGCAAAGCAAGAAGGGGGGAGAGGCGGAAAAAAAAAGAAACAUCAUUGCACCAAAAUAAAUAGGUGUCUCUAACCCGGGAUGCCUUCGCCGGAGAAGACACCGAUUCCGCCAGCCGCAAAGCCGCGGUUCAGCAACAAAUUCGAUCCAUACAACUCAAGCGCCACCGGUCAUCAACGCCCGGAUAACACCCCGGGCACAGGAUGGCGAACCAGCCGCGCUCUCAAGCUCUCGGAGCAGUUCGCAGGCGGUCACUCUGGCGGCGCUCGUAUGAGUGACACGUACGGCGCCGGGAGCGAGGACUUUGACGAAGAGCUGAAGAUGGUGGUGCCCAAGAACGUCAAGGCGAGGGCGAAGAUGAGCGUGGCGGACAUGUUGGCGCGGCCCGGGCUGAUGAGGAGCGGCUCUUCCGUCUCCGAGACCGGCUCCGCGACAUCUGGCACGUCUGCUGCCGCCUCGGGUGGUGGGAAUGUGAAGAGCGAAGAGGAGGUCAUGGAAGCUCGGCGGAGGGAGGACAAGGAUGCUGAGGCAAAGAGUGCGGCUGUCAGGGGCUUGUUCGAGGGCGUCACGGUGUACAUCAACGGGAGCACGCAUCCCAUCAUCUCGGAUCACCGACUCAAGCACGUCUUGGUCGAGAACGGUGCGCGCAUGUCUAUACAUCUCGGUCGGAGGCAGGUUACGCAUGUCAUUGUCGGGAGACCGGCGGGCGUAGGCGCUGGAGCCGGCGGAGGAUUUGCGGGCGGCAAACUUGAAAAGGAGAUUCGCAGGAUCGGCGGGUCUGCCGUCAAGUAUGUUGGCGUUGAAUGGGUCAUGGAGAGCCUCAAGGCGGGAAGCCGAUUGCCCGAGGCACGCUUCGCUCCCCGGAAAGUUGCAAGAGAGGGUCAACGAAGUGUCUAUGGCAUGUACGGGAAGCAGGCCUCCAAGGAAUCCCCUACUGGACCAGGAAGUUGAGGCGGUUUUUUCUUAGAGUGUUGGUGACGUGGGCGGACGUGGUCGGUUUUCAAAUGUUGUAAUGAUAGGUCACUUGCAUUGCCUGGGAUAGGAUCAGAGCUGGGGACACAACGAUACCAGAUAUACAUCGGGGGGCAUGCUGU
Molecule: messenger RNA, 1293 nt
Organism: Colletotrichum godetiae
Lineage: Eukaryota; Fungi; Ascomycota; Sordariomycetes; Glomerellales; Glomerellaceae
Product: BRCA1 C terminus domain-containing protein
Exons: 2
Coding region: 281-1150 (289 amino acids)
Source: RefSeq, a predicted model, not a curated record